This is a messenger RNA of Aplosporella prunicola CBS 121167, 630 nucleotides long. RefSeq lists its product as uncharacterized. The coding region runs from base 52 to 276 and encodes 74 amino acids. The transcript has a single exon. The record is from RefSeq and is a predicted model, not a curated record. NCBI's taxonomy places the organism in Eukaryota, Fungi, Ascomycota, Dothideomycetes, Botryosphaeriales, Aplosporellaceae.
UUGCUUGUCUAUCGCGCUUCUCUCCGAGUUUAUACUACCGUUCCGCAGCCAAUGUCUUCUUCUCUCUCUUCGUGGAACGCCUCCAGAGCAGCCAGACGGCCCUCUCCAUCACCAUCGCCCACGCAUCCGCCAAUCCCAUACGCACGCCUUAUGCCGUACCGCACGGCAUGUAUGUGUAUAUGUAUGUAUACUCUAUGCCCCGCUCCGCUCCGCCUGCACCAAGAUGAACUGAACCAGUCCGAAAAGACGCCUGCCAACCACGCCAUGAGAAAGUGAAGUAAGCAGUGAACCGAAGCGCGUGAAGCAGGAAGUAGAAAGAAAGAAAGAAUUACGCAGAAUGCAGCAAGGCAAAUGCAGAAACAAAAGCGCAAGAGAAACGAAAGAAGCAAAGAACGAGGACGGGGAGUAAGAGGCGUCCUACUCAUUACCCCCACCCCCCCAUCCUCACUCAACACGCCAGUAAGAAACCCGAACCGCACCAAACCAGCCCAUCAUCAUCCCCUCAGAGCCGAAGAAAUGCGCGCGAUCCCUGCAUCACCAGAAAGAAAAGCAAAAAAGCUCUCACUCACCCCACGCACGACCCAUCCACGCAACCCCCACCCCCACAGCGCCCCAGAGCACCCCCCAACC